GAAGAACAAUAACAAUUUAAUAAUUAACAACAAAUAACGAAUAUCUACGGUUCCUUCCAAAACAAAAAAACCCCAGACUCGAUCGUGUUUAUCCAGCGAAGGGAUUUAAACCAAAUAGAUACCAGGAGGAGAGCCAAGGCGCUGCUGGCCGCAGAGAUGGCCGCCGAAAACUAUCACCUCAAGUGGGACUCGCACCUCUCCUAUCUGAACUCUUCCAUAGCCACGCUUUACAAAAACGAGAAGUUUGCCGAUGUGGUCCUGUACAGCUCGUACAACAGCAGCGGAAUCCCUUCCGAUAUACCCACGGUGGGCAUCUCGGCCCACAAGUUCAUCCUCAGUGCUUCGUCCCAGUUCUUUGCCACCAUGUUCGAAACGGCACCGAUAACGAACCCCAACGGAGUGCUCUAUGUGGUCCUGCCGCCGGAUCUCAGCCAUCGGGCCAUCCAGAUCCUGGUGCAGUACAUGUACAGCGGCGAGGCCACCGUCUCCAACGACAUCCUCAACGAGGUGCUGCGCGGCGGCGAGAUCCUCAAGAUCCGCGGUCUGUGCCGCACCAGCACUUCCAAUGGCGGUGGCUCCGGCUCCGGCUCCGUUGUGACCACAUCGCACCACCCGCAUCCGCUGGCCGGACAUCUGCAUUCACGGGAGGCGAGCGCCAUGUACAUGUCGAAUGGCACACGAUCCGCCUUGCCACCUCCACCGCCGCCCCCGUCAUCAACCAUGUCGGCCCAACUUCAAGGCGAUAUCUACGCCAGCAAGCCAGGAGGAUCCACACGAUUUGGCCUGGAACACCACCACCCCCACCUGUCGUCCCACCUGGGCCACCCUCCUCAGCAGCAGCAAUUCCGUGGUCUUGGUGUCUCGGUGAUGCCCAAGGACUCGCCUGUGAUCAUAAAAUCACCCAAAAUGGCCGCCCACACAGGACUCCUCACGGUGGCCAGCAGCAGUAAACUGGGCAUAUCGGUCAACAAGGAAGUGGCUAUCGAUCCGGAAGACAAAUGCUGCUUUGCGGCUCCCGGGCAGGUUGAAUCCCAGUCACAUCCACCGCCACCAACCUCAACGACAACCACUGGCGGGGGCGUAGGUGGAGGAGUUGGCGGAUCAGGUGCCCCGCCAUCCCAGCCCAUUUCCAUUUGCACAGAGGUGGGCUGCAGUAGUUGUCCCAUGACCGCCGGACCAAGUGCUGAUCAGGCCGAGACCACGCUUCGGAGGACGGAUUACGAAGAGCAGGCACUUCGCGAGCGAAAUGAGGUGGGACUGGUCUUUGAGCGACGCCUAAGGAGGGAGAGUGCCUGCGAAAGAUCUCAUGACUACUACGAACCUCCUCACUUUGAGCACGUGGUCCCAUCCCGCCUUGCUGCCACACCACCGCCAUCACAGCAACCAUCACAUCCGUCGACACUGCGACAUCCGCACAACUUCCUCACCAUCAAGCAAGAGCCGACCGACUGGAGCAACAACCCACCAAAUGCCUCCACUGCGUCCAACAACAACAACCUGGAGGAGGGGCCACUGGGUUCGCCAAAACAGCCACUGGACUUUAAGAUGACUGCCGUCAAGUUGGAGGUCAAUAGGGACCGAGGAACACCCUCCGAGGAGAAUGAGGAGCACACACUGCGUGACUACAACAAUUUCAAACAGCUGCUUGUGUGCGAGAUCUGCCAAAAGUCCUUCGAGGACACCAAGAUGCUGGUCCGCCACCUGGGCACACAUGCCGGUGAUCCGGGAGGCGGUACGGAUAGGAACCUCCUGCCAUCCAGCGCCAGUGGGAGUACUGCCACCGCCUCCAGCAAUCUCGCCCUGCGAACAGUCAAAACCUAUGUGCCAAAGAAACGUCGCCGAGUUUCGCAACAGGAAAACAACAUGGAUCACGAUCACGUCACCCUGCUCUGCGAUUUGUGCUCCACAUCCUUCGAUACGCCUGCGGAGUGGGUGCGCCAUAUGAACAGCCAGCACACGGAGAUCGAGUUGGCCAUGUUCAACAGCAAAAAGGAUGGCGAGCAGAAGGGCCAGCAGCAACAGCCGACGACCAGCAGCUCUUCCACAGUGUCCAUCAGCCAAAUGCAGCCAAAGUAUCCCAGUUCCACCGCCACUCGAUCGUCGCAGUCCCUCAUGCUGCUCAAGAUGAGCAACGUCGAUGCAGUGGCAGCUGCAGCAACAUCCUCCUCAUCUCCCGGGCCAUCCACCACACCGAAUGCCUAAGUACACCCAUGGAUCCUUGGAGCAGAAACGCCAACAUCAAAACACCAUUGCUUCAUACUAAAUGUUUGACCUAUGAAGGAGGUUGAAGAUUUUGCGUCUUUAUGAGAUCAAUCAGCAACAUCAAGACACCAUACAAUUCAAGUCGUUCCAGAAAUCAAAAAGAGGGAUGUUUAUAAUGCAACAGCAAGAACCGUGAUCAAAAUGCAACCAGUUUGCAUAUUUUAUAGAGCAACAAACAAAAUACAAAAUCACAAAAAAAAAUUAACGAAACUGUAAACGAAACUUAGAAUCGGAAUCGUCAGGCAACGAUGCAAAAAAUUUGGAAACGAAAGCAAAAUCAACAUUUAACUCAAGUGUGUAGAAUUUUUUUAAGUGUACGUAUUUACUUAGUUUUAGCUACUUACUCCCCAUGUAAUUAAAUAUAGCAACAACGCGCAAUUGAUACGAAAAAGAUAACUAUACAACUUAAUCAUUUUAAAUGUACGAUUAAUUUGAAAUUCUUUUUUAUUAGCGGACAUUGACACAAGGAAUUCUUUAAAAAAUUCUUUCUUUUUUAUGCAAAUCAUAAAGAUUUAGACCGAAAAAAUUCCAGUCGUAGGACCAAAAACAGCGAAGACAUUAAAUUACUUUUGAUAAAGAGUUAAUAAUCAUUCUUUAUUACUUUCCAUUUUAUUUAAACUUUUUAUUUUUCGAAUGUAAUAACUGAUAAGUACUAUUUUGUAUGACGCUCUCGCGGCUUUAUGAUGUCACCAACUCUGUUGUAUAUGAACUUUUUUUAUAUUUUUUAUAAGGCUUCAAUAGACAUUUCGAGAACUUUUUUGUACAUAGAUUAAGUUUUAUUUAGAAAGUCCGCCGAUCGAAACUUUUUGCGAAAAGUUAAAGAACUUAAAUCUCUAAAUGUAUGUGUAGUAGUUGGAAGUUUAAUUAAAAAACUUCCCCCAACCAUGUAUAAAUAUAAUAUAUAUAUAUUUACAAGCAGGCGUGAUUAUUAACAAACUAAGUAGAUGUAAAAACAAUGCAGGAGGAGACUGUUUCCUCCCCAAACAAAUGGCAAAUGUAGCAAAGCGUUUUAAAUCGAAAUAAACGUCUACGAUGAGAAAUCA
Messenger RNA from Drosophila subpulchrella, 3305 nucleotides. RefSeq lists its product as uncharacterized. NCBI's taxonomy places the organism in Eukaryota, Metazoa, Arthropoda, Insecta, Diptera, Drosophilidae. Gene Ontology annotation, molecular function: protein binding. The record is from RefSeq and is a predicted model, not a curated record. Gene Ontology annotation, biological process: regulation of transcription by RNA polymerase II. Gene Ontology annotation, cellular component: nucleus. The coding region runs from base 157 to 2202 and encodes 681 amino acids. The transcript is spliced from 7 exons.